Molecule: messenger RNA, 1083 nt
Organism: Dendronephthya gigantea
Lineage: Eukaryota; Metazoa; Cnidaria; Anthozoa; Malacalcyonacea; Nephtheidae
Exons: 3
Coding region: 1-1083 (360 amino acids)
Source: RefSeq, a predicted model, not a curated record
AUGGACAGUAAAAUAACUAAAGCAAUCGAUAAACUUAAGUAUUAUCUUGAGGAAGCAGAAGAAUUGAUUGAGGAUAACGACAUAAACGAGUUGCGAAUUGCUUCUAAAAGAACUGACCAGAUUCGGGACGAGCUAAAUGAUCUUAUAUCACAUGUUCAAGAGCUAAAAUUAGAUUCGGGAACCACAACGCAAAGAGCGAUAAGACAAUGGAAAAAGGAUUUGAAAGCAAGUUUUGCACCUUUGUUGGAGAAGAAAGAGAAGAUUAACGAAGUAUUGGAAAACAUUGAAAAAAAACGCUUUACAGCUGAGUUACAAGAGAGAGAGAAAGCACUUUGGGAGGAGAGACUGAAGGCUGAGAUCAAAAUGACCAAGAAAAAGUUAGAAAUGGAGACUCUCGCAAAGGUAGGACGAUCAAAAUUGCCAGAGCUAAAAAUAACUCCAUUUAGAGGGACCCGAGAAGAUUGGAUAAGGUUCGAGAAUAUGUUUAAGACACCAGUAGAUAAGAAACCAAUUUCUGCAGAAGAGAAAUUUGGGUACUUGCUGGAAUUGGUUGAUCCCAAAAUUAGAAAUCGAUUUGCAAACCUCAAACCAGGAGAGACAGGAUACUUAGACACUGGCUCUGGGAGGAAUUUUGUUUCGAAGGAAGCGACAGAUAAGCUGAAAUUAAAGCCAAAGCGACAUGAGACACAUAACAUUUUAACCAUUAAUGGAACGAAGAAGCAAUCAAUGCCAGUGUUCGAUGUCAAAAUCGAAUCUGUUGAUGGAAGUGCAAACAAAUCGAUUGAACUGACAGGAAGUAGAAUGAUGGAUUUCACCACAGUUAAGCGGCCAACAAUAGCAGAUGUGAAAGAAAGGUACCCACACGUAAGAGAGAAAUCCUUUUACAGAACCCCAAUCGAGGAAUACCAGAUUCAUGUGAUACUGGGAGAUGCCUUCUACUGCCAGAUCAAGACUGAGGAUGUCAUCAAAGAAAAGAGUGAUUAUGAGCGCUUGUACUCCUUAAACGUGCUAGGGAUAGAAGACCGUGCUGAAGACGAUCAACUUGAUGUCUAUCGAGAGUUCAAAGAAAACAUCACAAUGUGA